CCUUUCUUCCCAGCAAACACAAAUGGCACCAUCCAAGAAUACCAUCUCUUAUGCUUAUCCCCUUUGCUUCAUCUUCAUCCUUUCCACCACCACUCUAUCUGUGGCUAUUUCCACCUCCUACUCUUCUCGUUGCUCCUCCCCGUCCCCUGCAUCCGACUACCAUACUGACUAUGUCGACACCCUUGCACUCCUCCGCUCCUUCCAGAUAUCCAUCGGCUACUUCUCUAGCGGAGGCAAUAGCUUAUUCUCUGCUGAUGAUGACUACGUCAAUCCCCGCUCGUUCUCCUUUGUUCCCCAUGGUGUUUUCCGCACCAAGGACCCAACUAUCAUCCACCUAACUGCGACCCUUGUACUCUCUGGCCCUCGUAGCAGCACUUACAUCGGCCAUCACCACCAUCGUUACUCUAUCACCCAAACCAUCUCGUUUAUCCUUGAUGGUUAUUAUUCUUUCACCUCCAAUGAUCUUUGCAUGGUUGGCUUCGGCACUAACUAUGCUGCAGAUGGCUCUAUAAAACUACAUGAGGAUUCUGUCCUUCGCCUAUGGGUUCCUCGACCUUCCAAGCUCACCAACCCCUUAGUUACCGGUCACCUCGAGGGCACCAACUUUGAGACCAUCUCGCUUGUUGCUUACGACGAAAGCGACAACUAUGUGUAUAGUGAGAAUGCCCUCUGCCCACCAUUCAUGUUGGAGAAUAGUAUGCUUGAACAGGCUCAGGCAGUCAAAGAAAACUUCAAUUGUGACCAGCUCAAGACACAUCUUAGAAGGUUGUAUAAGCUGGAAUACAUGGUUGAUGACCCCUUGGCACCAAGAGGCUACAAUAUGUGGUCGCACGCCACUAGAAUGUACAUCAACCACGUGCACUGCACUGCGAAUGGAGCAGUGCGCGCUUAUGUGGAGUUCUACAACGACACAAAAAUGUUACCAUACAAGGGUCGUUUCAUGGUUGUAGAGGAGGCACUUGUUGCUGAUGGGUAUUGGGACCCAACAACAGGUCAACUCUGCUUUAAUGCUUGUCCAAUUGUGCGCUCGGUGUCUGGGUUGUCCCAUACAAAUUUUGUGGUGCAGGACUGUAAGAUCAAGAUGAGCUUCAGGUUUGUGGAUGUGUGGACAAUCCGUGAUAGGAGUGUCAUUGCUGGAAUGCUUUGGAACUCAAGCCAAGGGAUUGUUAACAACUCUCGAGCAAUCCCCGGUAUUAUAUCAGUGUCGGGUAUCCAAGAGCACUGGGAAAAUAUCUCUCAUGUGAAGUACACUUACACUGUGGUUGAUGAGGCAAAGAAGCACUACAUCAGUUCGGGUUUGAGCAACAAGAAGAAAAAGAUCAAGGGGUCAUUUCCUGGCAACGGUACCUACUCUUACCAUGACUUAGAGUUCCGUUUCAUUGCGAACCAUGUUGGAUCUGGAGAUGCCUAUCCUAUGACUAUUGGGUCAAUGAUGGUUUAUGAGGAUAGGCUAGCAGCUAAUGAUUCUUUAUCCGACCCUAUGGUGGUUGGCAUGAAGCAUGAGCUGUUGAAUGUCAGCUAUGAUAUACGUUAUUAUGCCCCGCCGGAAAAUUGGAUUCGACCUAAGAAUGGAUCAUACUCCAUUAGUCUUCAUGAACGGCGAAUCUCAGCAGAGGGUAUAUAUGAUCGUAAGAGGGGUACCUUGUGCAUGAUCGGUUGCCGAGAGAUAAAUAGUUCGACAGAUUGUCUAGUUUUGAUAACUGUGCAAUUUUCUUCUCUUGAUGCAAAGACGCAGGGGCAUGGAGUGGGAGCAAUCAGUAGCUUGAGAGAAAAGAAUGACCGUCUUUUCUUUGAGAAGAUCGAUAUCACUUUAUACGGGAUGUACACAGAGCAGCUCUUUGAGGCAAUAUCGAGGAUGGACAUGGAAAGCAUCAUGCUAGUGCUAUCAACAACAUUGUCUUGUGUCUUCACCAUUUUGCAGAUUCUCCACACCAAGAAGAACCCUGAGGUGCCCCCAGCCACAUCAAUCACCAUGCUUAUCACUCUAGCCUUGGGGUACUUAACCCCUCUUGUGCUCAACUUUGAGGCUUUGUUCUUGAGCAGAAGAAAGCAAUAUGUUCCAUUCUUUAGGAACAACCGGGUUGAGUUGAACGAAGUGAUGCUAAGGGUUCCUACUUUGAUCGCCUUUGUGUUACAUCUGCGGCUUCUUCAGCUGGUUUGGUAUGGCCGAAAACCAGACCACCAGAGCAAAGCUGAGACAUUUUCUAUUGCCAAGAGGAAAGCAUUGCAAAUAUGCUUAUCACUUUACUUUCUUGGAGGAAUCCUAGCUGGGAUCAUCCAUAUUAUAAAUGUUCACACUAGAAGGGAGAGCCCAGUAGUUGUUCGCAUCAGCCAAGAGCCGGCUACCAUAUGGGAGGACCUCGUGUCAUAUGCAGGAUUGAUACUAGAUGGCUUCCUACUCCCUCAGAUUAUCUUCAAUAGAUUGUCUGGCUCUAGAGUUCAAGCAAUUUCACCAUGGUUUUACAUUGGAGGCACCUUGAUCCGUGCCAUGCCCCAUGUCUAUGAUUUAUCCAGGGCUCAAAACUAUAUACCGAGCUUGAGGUCAUCUUAUAUAUAUGCAAACUCUCAUGAUGAUCUGUUCAGUGCAGCAUGGGACGUCAUUAUUCCGUUGGGAGCAGCUUUGCUAGCAUUGGUGUUAUUCUUGCAACAAAGGCUUGGAGGUGCAUCCUUGAUUUCAUUGCAAGGGAGCAGGUUGGGCUCCUAUGAAAUGGUCUCUACUAUAUAAUUUAUUUAGAAAUUAUGUAUUUCCAUAUUAUAGAUAGACUGAUAUUGUAAUCAAUAGUUUGGAAUUGUUAAUUGUUAAUGUUUUCGUCUGUGAAAUUAAUAUUGAAAAUAUAAAUAUAAUGACUUGUGGAUAAGUUCAAGUCAGGUGAGCUUGAAUAA
This is a messenger RNA of Oryza sativa Japonica Group (Japanese rice), 2883 nucleotides long. RefSeq lists its product as uncharacterized. Gene Ontology annotation, cellular component: intracellular membrane-bounded organelle. NCBI's taxonomy places the organism in Eukaryota, Viridiplantae, Streptophyta, Magnoliopsida, Poales, Poaceae. The record is from RefSeq and is a predicted model, not a curated record.